GCAUGAACAAAGUCGAGCGAGCAGAGAGGUGCGCGUGAAGUCAGUGGUUGAGAAAAAGAAAAUUGGAGCUUGUUCCAAUGGAUCCAGAUUAUCCUUGCACUGAAUUUUGAAAGUGCUUUCCCCGAAGGAUCUUUCUUUUUAUUUCGAGAACAAAAAGCAACUGAAUAUUUGUGGCAUGUAGUUCAAUUGAAAUUGAAGCCUCUACCCCAGAAGUACGUCCGCGCUCAUGCCGCUCCUGGGACGGGACCACUUGACUCGGGGCCAAAGUCAUCCUCCGCGGCCACGUACUAAGUUUUGCUUCGCGGCGACCGAAGUCUUUGUUUGUUUUGUCGUGUACGCGCUAUUAUUUUCAUCGUCACCACUCGGGACCGACAAGGGCUUUUCUUUGAGCCACGGGCUGAUUUACUUUCUGAAGCACUUUUUGCACGUCAAAGCCGAAGCCGUCGAUUCUUUUUUCACGAAACAGCGCGACUUAGACGAGAAGCAAAAGCUGUUACUAUUUUUUGGCGCGGUUUUCUAUUCGUUAAAAGUAACCACUUGGAAUUUCUGUUUAAACCACACGGAAUCUGUCACGCUCAUCAGCGGCUUGUUUAUUGGCGGAUGCUUUCACUUAUUUUUCUUUUCUGCGACGGUGCUACUUGCAAUACUAGCGUUUUCGCCGCAUAAACUUUCCACCACCAACGCCGUCCUGUGUUCGUUUCUGCUAGUGUCUGGCCUCGCACUGGAGCUGUACGCCGACUACGAAUUGCACGCGUUCAAGCGAAGGAAGCUUUUACUGGCUUCUUCACAGAACAACAGCGUGACCGCACCUCACCCGAGCGGCUCCAAUAUCUACUCCGAUCGGGCAACAUCGGGGACCUCCGGACGGGCGGAAGAGCGUGCGACUUACGACCUCGACCGACUGUUAGUGGAUGAUUCGUCUUCUACGUCGAAUUUGGCUCCUACAACCGACAAAGCUGGCGCACAGCCACGGCUCCUCACGACGGGACUGCACGCGUAUUCGCGGCACCCGAGCUACUUUUUCAACUGCUUUUCUUUUCUCGGCUACGCGGGUCUGAGCGGCUUCUUCGUUUACGGGAUCGUGUGGUUUCUGCUGAUGGUUGCCUGGGUAUAUUUCCAAUCCGGCCCCGCGUUGGAGAAGCACAUGGCUGUUCGUUACGGCGAAGAGUGGAGCGAGUAUUGCAAACAGGUGCCCUUUUUCUGGCCGAAGAAGCUGCUGCUGCUAGGCUUCUUUGGGAGCAGGCGAGGUGAAGAAGAUUUGGUGACAGGAGCAAGACCACAAGAAGAAAUCGUCUAACAUAUUUAGAGAAUUUAUACUAAAAUCUCGUCUAUUCUCCUCCUGAUGCCAUCGAGAUGAUUUGGUUGCCCUUGUUGCCAUCAUGAGGAAACAUAUUCGGAGGAAGAAAUGCAUUGAAGUUCUGGCUUCAUUUUUCCAUGUGAAGCAAGCUGAUAUUCAGGAGGUACUGGUCAGAGCGGGAGCAUGUGUUGCUCGUCCUAUCGCGUCCAACAAGAGAACUCGACUCACAGUACUAAUCGAUCUCGC
Messenger RNA from Amoebophrya sp. A120, 1543 nucleotides. The record is from the annotation of a GenBank genome assembly. NCBI's taxonomy places the organism in Eukaryota, Dinophyceae, Syndiniales, Amoebophryaceae.